GGUUGAGAACGAACGCUGCGAACGCGACUGUGGGACUGUGGGUUACGGAAGAGUUGUUUGGUGCUUGAGUUAGAGCAGCGUGAUGUCGUCCCCUCUUGAAGCGCUUGAAACAAAUUUAGAAAUGUUUAUAGAGAAUGUUCGGCAGUUAGGAAUAAUUGUUAGUGACUUUCAGCCUCAGGGUCAAACCACGUUAAACCAGAAAAUAAAUCACAUCGUCACUUUGAUGCAAGAGGUGGACAGAUGUAAGCCAGAAGUCCAGGACAUACAAGUGCCAUUGGAAGUGUUCGACUACAUUGACCAAGGAAGGAAUCCGCAACUGUUUACGAAGGACUGCAUGGAAAAGGCGCUGACCAAGAAUGAACAAGUGAAAGGCAAAAUCGAAUCCUAUCGCAGGUUCAAGGCACUGCUGCUUCUGGAGCUAAGCAAGGUGUUCCCCACAGAAAUGGCCAAAUACAGGGCCAUCAGAGGCGACGAGCGACCAGCCACAUAGAGGCCUUUUG
Messenger RNA from Rhipicephalus sanguineus (brown dog tick), 500 nucleotides. It is a transcript of the gene MED10, whose product is annotated as mediator of RNA polymerase II transcription subunit 10. Gene Ontology annotation, cellular component: chromatin; mediator complex. Lineage: Eukaryota; Metazoa; Arthropoda; Arachnida; Ixodida; Ixodidae. Gene Ontology annotation, molecular function: transcription coregulator activity. The record is from RefSeq and is a predicted model, not a curated record. The coding region runs from base 83 to 490 and encodes 135 amino acids. The transcript is spliced from 4 exons. Gene Ontology annotation, biological process: positive regulation of transcription by RNA polymerase II.